Molecule: messenger RNA, 1270 nt
Organism: Elgaria multicarinata webbii
Lineage: Eukaryota; Metazoa; Chordata; Lepidosauria; Squamata; Anguidae
Product: arylacetamide deacetylase-like 4
Exons: 4
Coding region: 41-1270 (409 amino acids)
Biological process (GO): triglyceride catabolic process
Cellular component (GO): cytosol; membrane
Molecular function (GO): triacylglycerol lipase activity; sterol ester esterase activity
Source: RefSeq, a predicted model, not a curated record
UGGGAACAUUCCUGCAUUGAAGUUCCACUCCUCAAACAGAAUGGAUUUCCUCUGGGCUCUCUUAGCAGUUAUAGCAGAACUUGGAGCUUUAUUUGGACUCCUCUUCUUGGCAUGGACAACCCUGUACUAUCUUUCCACCGCAGAAUUCCCUCAUGACAUUUGUGAACCUCACAAGCUGAAGUGUGUAUAUUUUGGAAUGAUUAUGCUGUUUUCAAUGGACUAUGUUUUGUGGAAAAUAGGUCUCUGCAAUGAGUACAGCUUUGUGAAAUUCAUGGAGAUUGCAUUCCCCCCUUUCCAAGAUCCAAACCUUUCCAUCAAGCAUCUACAUAUUGAGGGUAUCCCAGUGAGAUUAUAUCAGUCCAAACCAUCACAGACUGCACAGAGGGGGAUUCUUUUCAUACACGGAGGAGCUGGCACCUUGGGAAGCAUUGGUUUCUAUGAAAGAAUGUGCCGGUACAUUUCCAAAGAGAGUGAAUCAGUGGUUUUGUCAGUGGGGUAUACUCUCGCGCCUGAGCAGCUCUAUCCAGUGCAAUUCCAGGAAUGUUUGGAUGUUGCCAUACAUUUUAUGAAACAUGCAGAAGACUAUGGUGUGGAUCCUGACCGCAUCAUUAUUUCCGGAGACAGCUUUGGGGGUUUACUUGCAGCUUCUGUUUGCCAAAUGAUUGUACAGAGAGAUGAUGUUCCCAAGCUGCAUGCUCAGAUAUUGAUUUAUCCCAUUCUUCAGGCUGUGAAAUAUACUUUGCCCUCACAUAGGCAAAAUGCCCACGUGCCUCUUUUGAUUCAGAGGCAGAUAGUGACAUUUGCGUUACACUAUCUCCAGAAAAAUGUAACCUUAGUAGAUAUUACUUUGGAAGGCGCCCAUGUCCCCAAUGACAUAAAAAUGAAAUAUAGUAAAUGGUUAAGCCCAGAUAAUAUCCCAGAAGAAUUAAAAGUAAGAGAAAUCCAAGCUCCAGAACCCAGACCCACUUUUGGUUUCAUAUCAGAGCUUAUAGACCAGUUGUGUGGGCCAUUGCUUUCUCCACUAUUAGUUGACGAUGCCAUUAUUCGAAAGAUUCCGCAGACUUUCAUUUUGACUAAUCAGUAUGAUUCUCUGAGAGAUGAUGGAAUCUUGUAUAGAAGACGAUUAGAGGACAAUGGUGUCCCAGUAUCAUGGCACCACCUUGAAGAUGGAUUCCACGGAAAUCUCAGUUUAUUUAAUUAUUGGUUGAUAUGUUUUUCAUGCUCCAAAACAGGGAUGGGCAUUAUUGUUAACUACAUCAGAAGCUUAUAA